Delphinapterus leucas (beluga whale) is the source of this 5063-nucleotide messenger RNA. The record is from RefSeq and is a predicted model, not a curated record. Lineage: Eukaryota; Metazoa; Chordata; Mammalia; Artiodactyla; Monodontidae.
GCCCAAGUGAUCUGAUGCCAGCAGGAGACUUCAUUGAAGUAUCAGGUAUAAUCUUACAAAUGUGCGUGAACUUUGCAUUACAUCCAUAUUCACUUUAGAUGUAAAAUAACAUUUAAGGUCGUUAUUGAGAAAUAAAAUAGAAGUGCCCGAAGGGUUUCAUGUCAGUCCCCACCAGACACAGCUGAGCACCCUGGGUUAGACCCAGGGCUCUGGAAACCGUGAAGAGGAGGCAGGUCCUGGCUCCUUUUGCUUCUCCCUGCCCCCCGUUGGUGUCCCUGUCCUUGGAUAUCGGUCCUGGGUGGCGUUCAUGGCCCCCACAAGUUAGCGGUGGAUGCUUUUGGAGAUGUCAACAGAUGGUGGUUUAAGAUUUGACCCACCCCAGGGGUUUUGAUUUAAGAGGAAACUCUGGAGGACAGACCAGCUCUGAGAUGCUCAGCAAUGAACCAUUUUGCGGCAAGGGCUGCUGGUCUCACCCAUCACCGAGGUCCCCCCGGGGGCUGCUGUGGUCCAGGUGUGCGAGGGGAGGGUGGCUGCUCACCUCACUGCCCAGGUCUCCUUUCUGAGUCUUUGCUGCUGGGGCCUCGAUGUCAGGUUCGCUUGGGGACCUCACACCGCAGUGACCCCAGCUUUCCCUCCUUAGAAACCCGUAAUUGGGCAACGACUCCCCUGAGGGCUUGUGUGGCCUGGCACACUCCCUCCAGCCCACACUGGUGAUAACCUAUGUUCCAGACACCCUGGGAUCAAGCCACAAACACAGGGAUCCACGCCACUGCUGUUCCCAUCCCGGAAACUCCCCGUCCCGCAGGGUCGUCUAAGUCAAAGGCAAACACAACACAAAGCAAAGCCUGACUGUGGGACAAGGCUCUUACACGGGGUUUUCCUUUUCGUACGCUCGGCCAAACCAGGCAAGCUCCAGCUGCCCAUCCUGACCUUUCGGUAUCUGUGCCCAGGCCGUCGUGGAAGGGGCAGGCAUCUCUGCGCUAUCUGGACUCAACUGUCAACUCUAGGGAAGGACACAGCGCCAUGGAUCUUGCCGGUGUGUGUCUGUUCUUGUCCAAUGACUGGGGCCAGGGGGCUAGGGAAGGGGCAGGACAAAGGGAAGUCUUCUAUGAAACACCUUUCCACUGGAUACAGACCUACCUCGCCUUCUCUCUACAGGGAACUGCACUGGCUUCGCAGGGGCGAAGGCAAGACAGACCAGCGUCUCGGGAAGGACUUCCUUGCUGAGAGCGCUUGUCAGGGCUGGGUGGGGUGAGGGCUACGCUCCCCCGGGCCGGUGAGUGUCUGUGGCCAGAAGCCCUUUGGUGGAGGCAGAGGCUUAAGGCAGGGAGGGGAGAGACAAGUACUAACAGAGGACACGUCACACACAGGGGCAGCAGAAGACCCCCGGGCAUGAGCUGGCUGCAGUUUCUGGAAGGCCCAGGUAUCCCCACCUGCAAGCUAUUAGCUCAUCAAGCCCAGAGUCCCCUAGCGCGUUUGUCCUCCACCAGCGGCUCGGUCCGCCCAGGGUCAGCGCCAAGCUCAAGGACAUCAGGCCGGGAGAGCAGGACGGCUGUCUCUGCCCCGGCUUCCUCCUUGAGCUCAGGACUCGGCGCGGGGAGCCCUUGCGUUCCUGUAAGGUCACCCCAUGGGCUUCUUUCUUCCUUUGCUUCUUUUAAGCAACAGACACCCUUGAGGUCCUGGUUGAUUUUCACAGAGAAACAGAGGAUUCUUUGAGUUAAAAGAUGGAACAUAAUAAGUUUUCUGAAUUUUAAGGAAAAUAAAGGCCAAGAUUUCCAUAGCUAGCGAUCCAGGAGAAAAAACACACACACACACACACACACACACCGGGCAAACAGAAAAGAAGCCAUUCUCUGGUGCCCACAGGCCACCUUCCUCCCCCAAGGCCCUGCGCUUGGCAGAGGGAAAAACAAGGCAUCUCGCGUGUGGCCCCUUCGUGGCCCCGCCGCGGUGGGACCUGCCGGCAGCGCUGGCAACUCCGGCCACCUGGGCAGGUUGGCGACAAGCUCCCGGACCAGUGGCCGCGCCGCGCCGGGGUCCCCUCCCCCCGCCGGCACCCCCUUCCCGCCGGGGCCCCCUGCCCAGCCCCCUCCCCUCCCCGCGGCCACGGCCCGAGCAUGCGCCGUGCGCCACGGGAGGCGGGUGGGAGCGGCGCGCAUCACUCGGGUCCCCUUCCUGCACCGCGCCGCCACUUGCCGGUUGCUAAGCAGUUGUCGUUGUUUCUGUGGCGAUUGCAGAGGCUGUUGCUAACAGGAGAAGCCCCGCUAAGCCGCAGCAUCUCCCCUUUCGGAGCCGCUCUCUGCUCUUUGCAUUUAAAAAGAAAACUAGGCUGCUCUGCUCACUGGUCCUCCCCCACCCUGCCCCAGUAGCCCUGUGACUUGGGAAGCAUGGACUAAAUCCCGAUCCUCCCACCCAGUGGACUCCGGUGGCCCCAAACUCCCGGGCAGAUCGCACCUGCCCCUGUGCCUGUGUGCACCCUGAACAGGAAAUCAUGACUACAGCCAAGGAGCCAAAUGCUUCGGGGAAAUCCAUGCAACAGCAGGAGCAGGAGCUGGUGGGGAGUAAUCCUCCACAAAGAAACUGGAAAGGCAUAGCGAUCGCACUGCUUGUCAUCCUGGUCAUCUGCUCCCUGAUUGUCACCUCAGUGGUGCUGCUGACACCAGCGGAAGAUAACAGUCUGUCUCAAAAGAAGAAGGUGACUGUGGAAGAUCUCUUCAGUGAAGAUUUCAAAAUUCAUGAUCCCGAGGCUAAGUGGAUAAGUGAUAAAGAAUUCAUCUACAGAGAGCAGAAAGGAAGUGUGAUACUGCAGAAUGUUGAAACAAAUACUUCUACGGUGUUAAUAGAAGGCAAAAAAAUUGAAUCGUUAAGAGCUGUCAGAUACGAAAUAUCUCCAGAUAGAGAGUACGCUCUUUUUUCAUAUAACGUGGAACCAAUAUAUCAACACUCCUAUACUGGAUAUUAUGUCCUGAGCAAAAUUCCUCAUGGGGAUCCUCAAAGUUUAGAUCCACCAGAAGUCAGCAACGCAAAACUUCAGUAUGCAGGAUGGGGCCCCAAGGGUCAACAGCUGAUAUUUAUCUUUGAAAACAAUAUCUACUACUGUGCACACGUCGGGAAGCAGGCCAUCCGUGUGGUCUCAACUGGGAAGGAAGGUGUGAUUUACAACGGCCUUAGCGACUGGCUGUACGAAGAGGAGAUCUUGAAGACCCACAUCGCCCACUGGUGGUCUCCAGAUGGUACGCGGCUUGCCUACGCCACCAUCAACGACUCCCGGGUGCCGGUCAUGGAGCUGCCCACCUACACCGGCUCCGCCUACCCGACCGUGAAGUCCUACCACUACCCCAAGGCUGGAUGUGAAAACCCCAGUAUCUCCCUGCACGUCAUUGGCUUAAAUGGACCCACGCACGACCUGGAGAUGAUGCCGCCUGACGAUCCACGGAUGAGGGAGCACUACAUCACCAUGGUCAAGUGGGCCACCAGCACCAAGGUCGCCGUGAACUGGCUGAGCCGGGCGCAGAACGUGUCCAUCCUCACCCUCUGCGAUGCCACCACCGGGGUCUGCGCCAAGAAACACGAGGAUGAAAGUGAAGCCUGGCUCCACAGACAGAAUGAAGAGCCAGUGUUCUCCAAGGACGGCCGGAAGUUCUUCUUUGUCCGAGCGAUCCCGCAGGGGGGGCAGGGGAAGUUCUACCACAUCAUGGUGUCCUCCUCCCAGCCUAACAGCAGCAACGACAACAUCCAGUCCAUCACCUCCGGGGACUGGGACGCGACCAAGAUCCUGGCCUACGACGAGACGCGGAGUAAGAUCUACUUCCUCAGCACGGAGGACCUGCCGAGGAGACGCCAGCUGUACAGCGCCAACACGGUGGGCAGCUUCAACAGGCAGUGCCUGUCCUGCGACCUGGUGGACAACUGCGCCUACUUCAGCGCCUCUUUCAGCCCCAGCGCCGACUUCUUCCUGCUCAAGUGCGAAGGUCCUGGGGUCCCCACGGUGACCGUGCACAACACGACAGAUAAGAAAAAAAUUUUUGACCUAGAAACAAAUGAACACGUACAGAAAGCCAUAAACGAUCGGCAGAUGCCUAAAGUGGAAUACAGGAAAAUCGAGAUCGACGAUUACAACUUGCCCGUUCAGAUCCUCAAGCCAGCAACCUUCUCCGACGCCACCCACUACCCCUUGCUCCUGGUGGUGGAUGGCGCCCCGGGAAGCCAGAGCGUGGCUGAGAAGUUUGAGGUGAGCUGGGAGACGGUGAUGGUGAGUAGUCACGGGGCCGUGGUGGUCAAGUGCGACGGCCGUGGCAGCGGCUUCCAAGGGACCAAGCUGCUGCACGAGGUGAAGCGGAGGCUGGGCUCCUUGGAGGAGAAGGACCAGAUGGAGGCUGUGAGGAUGAUGCUGAAGGAGCAGUACAUUGACAAGACACGCGUGGCCGUGUUUGGGAAGGAUUACGGUGGGUACCUGAGCACUUACAUCCUCCCAGCGAAGGGCGAGAAUCAAGGCCCGGUUUUCACCUGUGGCUCUGCGCUCUCCCCGAUAACAGACUUCAAGCUCUACGCAUCUGCAUUUUCCGAGAGGUACUUGGGCCUCCACGGACUUGACAACAGAGCGUAUGAGAUGGCCAAGGUGGCACGCCGGGUGUCCGCGCUGGAAGGGCAGCGGCUUCUCCUCAUCCACGCGACCGCCGACGAAAAGAUCCAUUUCCAGCACACCGCAGAACUCAUCACGCAGCUCAUUAAGGGAAAGGCUAAUUACAGCUUACAGAUAUACCCGGACGAGAGCCACUACUUCAGCAGCGCCCCCCUGCGGCAGCACCUGUACCGAGCCCUCAUCGGCUUCUUCGUGGAGUGCUUCAGGGUCCAGGACAAACUCCCGACAGUAACAGCGAGAGAGGACGAGGAGGAAGACUGACCGAGCCGGCCCGGAGCGCGCCCGGCGCCUGCUGGACCAGUGGACACCGACUGGGGAGCCCCGCCUCGCUCUCCCUCAGGGGCCUGGGUGGGGGCAGGAAGCGCCACCUUCCCAGCAUGUGUGUUUCUGGUCCUGAGGGCAGUUUUGCUCCAGAAGCAAG